Messenger RNA from Dipodomys ordii (Ord's kangaroo rat), 1176 nucleotides. RefSeq names its product serpin peptidase inhibitor, clade B (ovalbumin), member 11 (gene Serpinb11). The coding region runs from base 1 to 1176 and encodes 391 amino acids. The transcript is spliced from 7 exons. NCBI's taxonomy places the organism in Eukaryota, Metazoa, Chordata, Mammalia, Rodentia, Heteromyidae. Gene Ontology annotation, biological process: negative regulation of endopeptidase activity. Gene Ontology annotation, molecular function: serine-type endopeptidase inhibitor activity. The record is from RefSeq and is a predicted model, not a curated record.
AUGGGCUCCCUCAGCACCACAAAUGUGGAAUUCUGCCUUGAUGUGUUCAAAGAGCUGAGCUGUAGCCAUGCAGGAGAGAACGUCUUCUUUUCUCCACUGAGUCUGUUUUAUGCUCUCAGUAUGAUCCUUCUCGGUGCCAGAGGAAACUGCGCACACCAAGUUGAAAAGGUGCUUCACUACCAUCAUUCUGCAGAGUUCUUAAAACCAAGGUUGAAGGAUUCGUCAGAGUGCAGCCAAGCUGGGAGGAUGCACUCAGAGCUUGGAGUUCUGCUCUCUCCGAUCAACCAGCCACACUCUAAGUACACCCUCAGCAUUGCCAACAGGCUCUAUGGGACAAACGCACUGGAAUUCCACCAGCAAUAUUUAAGCUGUUCUGAGAAACUGUACCAAGCCAGGCUGCAAAGUGUUGAUUUUGGCCAGUCCGUAGAAGAAACGAGGAAAUCUAUUAAUGCCUGGGUUGAAAGUAAAACGAAUGGAAAAGUAAAAAACCUCUUUGGAAAAGGCACCAUCGACCCUGCCUCUGUAAUGGUCCUGGUGAGUGCCAUAUAUUACAAAGGACAAUGGCAAAAUAAAUUUCAGGAAAAGGAGACCACGAAAACUCCAUUUCAGCUAAGUGAGGGUAAGAGUGUGAUGGUAGACAUGAUGUACCAAACUGGAACAUUCAAGAUAGCCUCCAUAAAGAAUCCAUAUAUGCAAGUCCUUGAACUGCCUUAUGUUAACGAGCUAAGCAUGGUUAUUCUGCUCCCAGAAGGUACAGCGAAUCUAGACCAGAUAGAGAAGCAGCUGAAUGCCAGGACGUUCCGGGAAUGGACGCGCCCCUCCACCUUGGUGGAGCGCGAGGUGGAGGUGCAUAUCCCCAGGUUCAAACUCACCCACAAGUACGAGCUGAACUCCCUGCUGAAAGCCCUAGGCAUGACAGACAUCUUCGACCAGGCCAGAGCCGACUUCUCUGGCAUGUCCCCGGACCCAGGCCUGUUCUUGUCCAAGGUCGUCCACAAGGCUUACGUGGAGGUCAACGAAGAGGGCACCGAGGCCGCGGCCGCCAGCGGGGAGAGCGUGGCUGUCAAAAGACUCCCCAUCCGAGACCGCUUUGUGGCCAACCAUCCCUUCCUGUUCUUCAUCAUGGACAUCUCUACCGGGGUGAUCUUCUUCGCAGGCAAGCUUGCCUCUCCCUGA